This is a messenger RNA of Dissoconium aciculare CBS 342.82, 970 nucleotides long. RefSeq lists its product as uncharacterized. Bases 253 to 573 code for a protein of 106 amino acids. Lineage: Eukaryota; Fungi; Ascomycota; Dothideomycetes; Mycosphaerellales; Dissoconiaceae. The record is from RefSeq and is a predicted model, not a curated record. The transcript has a single exon.
GACACGCCCCGGAUUCCAGAUUCCAGAUUGCGUGGGUGCCAAGCGAGAAGCGAGAGAGAGAGAGAGAGAGAGCGCCCUUCUGGUGUGCCGUAUCGGGCUGGCUGGACUACUUGUUCCCGCGAUACGCCGACGGCUCAACAUUCACCGCGCCUCAUUCCUCCUCAUUCCUCCCCUGUCCUCACUCACUCACUCACUCACUCACUCACUCACUCACUCACUCACUCACUCACACUCCUCUCACCACGGUCUCCAAUGUCAUCGUCGCUCACCCAGAACUCGCCUGUCCAUCUGCGUACUUGUCUACGGAUGCUACCAUGGUUCCGUCCCAUGGCUCGAGACGCGGUGAUCCGCUGGAAUGACAUGACAGCUCACGGCCAUCUAGACCUCCAAGCGGGCAUUGUAUUGUUCCAAGUUAUUGUCACGGUGAUCCUCGAUGCCAUGGCUGCAAGUGUGCGUUGUGUCCCCUAUCUUCUCGGUCGCGAUUCACGUUCCUCCGAGGCCCUGCAUCACGAUCGUGGGACAGAUGAUUGGAGAGCUUGCGCCGCAACCCGCUCGCUCACGGGGCACCUCUGAUCGGUCGGCGGCGUUUCGAGCGAAACAUGAUCUGGAUUCGGUAUACGUCUCUCCUCUACAUUGCAGUCUGCCCCAUCACAGACCAGGAUGGUGAGGAGUGCAUGUCAUUUUCCAUGGCUGGGGAUCAUCAUCAGUCUCAGACUUCGUAGGUCAUAGAUCUUGGGAACGCGCGUGUGUGUGUAUGUGGACGAUAGGUCACAGCCAAAAUUGGGAACACAUUCAUUACUCCAUACAACCGAUAGAUCAAAGCACAUCUGCGCCCCUUCCGUGCCGCUAUCCAUGUGCCUCGCAGGGACAGACAUCCAUACUCCCCUGCCAGAUGCGAGCUUACGUGCUUGUGUCGAGAGAGGGAGCUUUGACGACCUUUGGGUACAGCAGCCCCGGAGUGAGCGAGGCC